Molecule: messenger RNA, 849 nt
Organism: Acanthocheilonema viteae
Lineage: Eukaryota; Metazoa; Nematoda; Chromadorea; Rhabditida; Onchocercidae
Source: the annotation of a GenBank genome assembly
AUGCUGUUACAUGUAUUGUUAUUGUUACUAUUAAAUAAUGAAUAUCAUAGUCAAGCAGAAUUCACCAAUCAUUUCAAUUAUUUCUUAAGUAAAAAUUAUGGAAUCAAAACGCAAAAACUUCUAGAAAGGCUCGACAUGGGUCUUCACUAUUGGGGAAGUUUUGGUGGAAAGCUGAAUGAAAAUGACCCCAUAAAUAAUAGACCAGUACUUUUUGUGCAUGGAGCGCUUUCAAGUGCUUUCAUGUUCCUGAGACAUUGCGAAUACUUUGUUUAUAGAGGAUACUCUCGAUCUGAGCUUUAUGCUACAACAUACGGUACUGGUUUAAAUUCAGCAAUUUUCGAUGGUGUUCAUUGCAAAUUCAUCAAACAGAUCCGUCAAAUGUUAAUAGCUGUGAACAAUUAUACGGGGAAAACUGUUGAUGUUAUUGCGCAUUCCAUGGGUUCAGCGAUUUCGAGGAAGGCUAUUCUGGGCUCUUUUUGCUUUGAUACAAAUGAAUGGCUUGGCACUUCCCUCACUCGACUGGUAAAUACAUUUAUAACUGUUGGUGGCACAAAUCAUGGAGUGCAGUUUUGUCCUUCAUUUAUCUCUCUUUGCGGUGGCGCUUCAUCCUUACGUUGCAGCUCCAAGCUUAUGAAAGAAUUAAAUUCGCAACCUUAUCGCUUCGAAGGACGCAGUUCUUACGAUAUAUACAGUCUCAGCGAUUCGAUCAUCGGCCUUGUCUGUUGCAACAAACUUUGUGGUGUCUUACCCAAUCAUAAUGCAUCUUUUUGGGUCGCCAACAUGAACCAUAUUGCGAUACUAACAGAAACUAUUACGUUACAAUUAUCACUUCUGAAACAAGCAGACUGA